AUGGCCGCUUCUUUACCACACCCAAAGAUUGUUAAGAAACAUACCAAGAAAUUCAAGCGUCAUCACUCUGACAGAUAUGAUAGAGUUUCUGAAAACUGGAGAAAGCAAAAAGGUAUUGAUUCCGUUGUUAGAAGAAGAUUCAGAGGUAACAUUAGUGAGCCAACUAUUGGUUACGGUUCUAACAAAAAGACCAAGUACUUGUCUCCAUCUGGUCACAAAGUUGUUUCUGUUUCCAACAUCAAAGAUUUGGAAUUGUUAACCAUGCACACCAGAACUUUUGCUGCUGAAAUUGCUCACAACGUUUCUUCCAAGAACAGAGUUGUUAUUUUGGCCAAGGCCAAGGCUUUAGGUGUUAAAGUCACUAAUCCAAAGGGUCGUUUGGCUUUGGAGGCUUAA
Messenger RNA from Saccharomycodes ludwigii, 396 nucleotides. It is a transcript of the gene RPL32, whose product is annotated as 60S ribosomal protein eL32. The coding region runs from base 1 to 396 and encodes 131 amino acids. The record is from RefSeq and is a predicted model, not a curated record. Lineage: Eukaryota; Fungi; Ascomycota; Saccharomycetes; Saccharomycodales; Saccharomycodaceae. Gene Ontology annotation, biological process: translation. Gene Ontology annotation, cellular component: ribosome; cytosolic large ribosomal subunit. Gene Ontology annotation, molecular function: structural constituent of ribosome. The transcript has a single exon.